CAAGUGUCAGUUCAAGUCAAGAUAGCUGAUUACAAGUAAUCUGUGUGCAAUUGAUAGUGAAAUGACUUGACUGAAUUUAAAUUCAUUAAUUUUUGUACCAAUACUUGUCCACUACAGUGUUAGUGACAAGUUGUUUAUAAUUUCUCUAUGAAUUUAUGAGCCUUACACAUUCAAGUUUUUAAUGCAUAAGUGUGCAUAAUCUUCAAAUUAAAUGAGAGUAAAAUUGAUAUAAAUUAUCAAUUAACUAUGGAAAGUGAAAAAACGAAUGUGAUCCGUGUUGGAUCUAGGAAAAGCGAGUUGGCACUCAUACAGACAAACUUUGUCAUAGAUAGUCUGAAAAAAGUAUAUCCGGAUAAAGAAUUUACAAUAGUAUCCAUGACAACAUUAGGAGAUAGAAUACUCAAUGUGUCACUGCCGAAAAUUGGAGAGAAAUCUCUAUUCACGAAAGAUCUAGAAGAUGCACUAAGAAAUGACUCUGUUGAUUUUGUUGUACAUUCUCUUAAGGACUUACCGACUACAUUACCAGAGGGCUUAGCUAUUGGUGCUGUAUUUGAGAGAGAGGAUCCAAGAGAUGCAUUGGUGCUGCGAGAGGAAUUAAAUACGCACACAUUGAGCACUUUGCCAGCAGGCUCCGUUAUCGGUACUUCAUCUCUACGUCGCACAGCACAACUCCGUGGGUCAUACCCACAACUCUCUGUGAUUGACGUCCGAGGCAAUUUGAACACAAGGCUGAAGAAACUUGAUGCACCAAGUAAAGAAUAUUCUGCAUUACUUUUAGCUAAUGCCGGCCUGCAGAGGAUGGGAUGGGGGAAUAGAGUUUCCAAAAUACUUCCAUGUUCAGAAAUAAUGUAUGCGGUAGGCCAAGGGGCAUUAGCUGUUGAAUGUAGAUCAGAUAAUGAAGAUAUAUUGAAAAUGCUCGCACCAUUCAACCAUGCAGAAACUUAUUGCAGGGUGCUAGCAGAGAGAAGCUUCCUCAAAACAUUGGGCGGUGGGUGUAGUGCCCCAGUAGGUGUUUCUACAAAAUUAAAACAUGAAGACCCUCAGUACAAAUUCACAAUAGAUGGCGCUGUAUGGAGUAUGGAUGGUACAACAAAGAUACAUGAAACUCUAGAACUGGUGUUGCCACAGAUAAAGAAAACACAAAAACAUAAGUUAAGUCCAACAGAAGAGACUGAUUGUAAGAAAUUGAAGAAAGAAGAAAACGGUGCUCCUAAAGGUCUUGAUGCUGUUUUAGAAUUAAAUAGAAGAAUAACGGAAAGGGAAAGUAACCUUAAUUGUAAAGAUACAAGAUUGAUGGAGGAGAUUGCCAGUUUAAAAUGUCCAAUAUUUUGCGGUUUGUCUGAAAAUAGCAACAUUCCUAUUGAUGUUAUUGAAAAAUGUGAGAAUCUAGGCAAAGAAUUAGCUAAUAAUUUAAUAUCUAAAGGUGCUUUAGAUGUAAUGAAAGUAACACAAGAUUAUAUAAGAAGUGCAGCUGCUCAAAAAUCUUGAUUGUUGAUUUACUUUUUAAUUUUGUGUAUAUUUUUAGAUACAGGGAAAUAUUUAUAUUAUGGUUACAAAUAUAUCUUGUUUUCUUCGUGACAUAUAACCUAACUUUUUUUCUGUAUCAAUAGUGUUGCCAUUAAAUUAGUAUUUAAUAUAUUUAAUAAGUACUUAUAUUUAUGUUAUAAAAAUUCUGGUGCAACAUUAUAGUAUUUAUUCAUAAUUUUGCUUGUUAUAUCAUUGUUUCUUUACACAAUCAACGCAGUAAAAAUUGAUGCACAAAUAAUGAGAAAAAAAAUUAGUUUUUAAAAUCUGUAAAUACAAAAAAAAACAAAGGUAACCACAAUCAAUUACGUUUAACUUACAUUUGUCGUAACAGAAUUAAGUCCGAUUAAAACAAUAUACAAUCGAAUUAUUAUAAAAUAGAAACCUUUAUAAGCGAGAUAAAAAUCAUGGUCCCUUAGACUCUCCGUUAUCCAGGAUUGACUAUUUGAAGUGCUAUGCGUGCACGAUAACAUAGAACUUGCAUUGAAUUGUAAAAACAUUUUGUACAGAAAUGGCAUACAUUUAUAUUGUUUUUCACGAAGUUAUUUUGUUUUAAAAAGAAUAUGGCAGUCAAGUGUUGUUAUUUGUGUAGGUAUGUUUUUUUUUGUUAUUCCAAGUACUUAUCAAAUAGCCCACCAUACUUCGGCAAAAUAAAAAGUUAGCACUGAAAAUCAUGUUACUAUCUACCUUUUUUUAGUAAAGUGGUGCGAGUAUUUGCCAUGGGAUGUUUUGUAUCAAAGUACUUAUGUAUAGUUAUAAUAAUGUUGAAAAUAAAACUGGUGAAUGACAUGGGA
Molecule: messenger RNA, 2318 nt
Organism: Papilio xuthus (Asian swallowtail)
Lineage: Eukaryota; Metazoa; Arthropoda; Insecta; Lepidoptera; Papilionidae
Product: porphobilinogen deaminase-like protein l(3)02640
Exons: 7
Coding region: 247-1488 (413 amino acids)
Biological process (GO): heme biosynthetic process
Cellular component (GO): cytoplasm
Molecular function (GO): hydroxymethylbilane synthase activity
Source: RefSeq, a predicted model, not a curated record